AUAAUAUGACAUAGUCACGUAAUAACCUAGCGUCAAACUCUGUCGAUAUUUUCUCAACAUAAUAUGACUAAUUUACUUUACGAUUUUUGCGACAUGUGUAAUACAAAGUCUCUCUGACGGACAGACAGAUUGACGAACAGAAAAAUCCUACCGCGUAUUGGUUCACGAUAGGCCUUCUACUUAUAAUAAAGAUAAUAGUGUUUAGAUGGUCGCCGUGAAAAAAUCGAUCGUCUUGGGUGUUCAGAUUCCGCUUUGUCUUAAUUCUCAAAUGUCUAAUAUAAUGAUUAACGACACCCAAUUCGUAUGAAUAUUCAAACCAUAACAUGUCUAUUUCAGGCGUAUAAUCUUUACAUAUUAUGCUCAUGGCAGAUUUUUUUCAUCUUAUUUUUGCGAAACAUGACAUAUUGUAAUUAUGUUUGGAGAGGCAUAUAAUAUCGUUCUCUUUAUUUAAGAUUUCAUGGAAGAAUAUAAAACAAAUGAAGGUGAACAAGACAUGUAUCUUACAAUGAUAUCUAGACCUGCUAGUCCAAGACGUAAGUAAAUUUAAAACUGGUAAGUAUACACAGACCAUGAAUUUAAAUUUGUACCAAAUGCUGUUUCGGCAAUGCCACAAAAUAUUUAAGAUUUAUAUAGAAGUCACACGAUAAUAAAUGCAAGGGAAAACAGUAAUAUUCUAUUUAACAAUACUCUACCUGUCCAUCUGUCAUAUUCGAAUCGCCCAACCUUUUCACUUACACUAUAAGAAAACUAACAUCACUUUGCAGAUAGUUCCUUUCUUUUUUGUAUGGCAUCGCCUAAUUUCGAUAUUCUAAACAGAAGUGAUUAGCUAAAGACUUGAAGUAUAUUCAACAACUCCAAAAACGACGAUUGCAGUUCAAAACUGUGUUAAACAGGAAUCAUGUCAGCUAUGAAAAAUAUCUAUUAAUAAAAAGUAAAAUGUGAUAUACCAUGCUCUUUAUUUUAUAUUUUCAAUUUUAUGUAGGUGAAAAAUAUGAAAGAAUAUAUCCAGAUGUACGACCAGGCAAAAGAUCUCCAGUUAUUUUAGGAUAUGAAAAGGAUUUGAUGGAAAAAGAUAAAACAGAUGAAGAUAUGGCGGACCCUUUCUGUAAACAUAUGAUAUUUAGAUCUGCUGGGCAAAGACUGCAUAGAUUUCCAGUUACUUCAGAAGGAUAUGAUCAUGAUGAUAAGCAUAUGAUGGAUUUAUAUAGAACUGAAGAAGACGGGGGCAUUGUUAAAAUGCUUUGUAGAGCUAUUCAAAGACGAGAAAAAUACAAAAGAUUAUAUCCAGAUGUACGACCAGGCAAGAGAUCUCCAGUUAUUUCAGAAGGAUAUGAAAAGGAUUUGAUCGAAGAAGAUAGAACAGAUGAAGAUAAAGUUUACCCUCAUAGUGAAACAUAUGAAAGAAAAUAUCCAGAUGUCCGCCAAGGCAAAAGAUCUCCAACCAUUUCAGAAGAAUAUGAAAAGGAUUUCAUGGAAGAAUAUAAAACAAAUGAAGGUGAACAAGACAUGUAUCUUACAAUGAUAUCUAGACCUGCUAGUCCAAGACGUGAAAAAUAUGAAAGAAGAUAUCCAGAUGUACGUCCAGGCAAAAGAUCUCAAAUCAUUUCAGAAGGAUAUGAAAAGGAUUUGAUGGAUUUGUGUAGAACUGAACAUGACGAGGAUAUGCAUCUUACAAUGAGGUCUGGACCUGCUAGUCCAAGACACGGCGUAGAUGAAUAUAUGAGGACAAAAGAAAAAGAAGAACCAUUACGCAGACUCAAAAGCAGACGAAGUUCAAUCUAAGACGAAUCGUUGUACAAUAUGCUAAUCAUCUUUAAAACACAGACAUGGUGUAGGUCAUUAGAAAUAUCUUCAGAUGAAAUAACAAUUGAAAGAAGUAAAAUACGUAAGAGACAUACCAAGCCAGAAUAGACAUACCAGCAGGAAAUAGAUACACCAGGAGGAUAUAAAAGUGCGAAGGAAUUGAACUGAAUAAAAUAACUACAACUUUCUGGCACUUUAUGUUACAGAACCCAUGUCAUCUUUGGAUGAACAGAAUUUGCAUAUCAAAAAGAAAACGUUUCCAAGCAACUUGGUAGAUCUGUUUACUGAAUAAACGCAAUAGACUGUGCAGUUUUUCGCCUUGUGACAUUUGGUUACUAGCAGGGACCAUGAUAACACCAUAGCACUCUCCGUAUACCUGUUUCUUUCUUUCUCUUAAUUUAUAUGUUACUCGUCAAUAUUGAAGGAGAAGAAUGCCAUGACAAAACUUAAUAGAAUAUGUGUAAAUGACUUACCCCGGCUGGUCAUUAUGUCUAAAAAUCUAAGACUCUAAGGUCGCAUGCUAAAUAUCUGAAGGUGACAUAUAAUCAUCUUUUUUUUCAGAUAAUAUUCUUAACAGUAACGCAAAUAUUAUUAAAUAAAUGCCAACAUCCUUUUACAAUAUUGAGUAUCCCGUAUUCUCUAAGAUUGUAAGAAACACGCUUUAGGGUACCUGUUGCCCGACUACAGUAAAAAUAAAAUGAAAAUAUUAUAUCAACAUUUCUGGAUAUCUAAGUCAUUGGAGAAAGCUUUAAGAUAUCAAACAACACAGCCGUUUAUGGCAUUCCACGAGCAAAAAUAGUGUGCUUUCCUAGGAGAAGCAGGACUCACCUUGAACACACAGGGCAUCUUAUAAUAUCUAAUAUGGAGGUGAAAACACUACACAUUGUGAAACGGUAGUUUCUUUCUUUGGGUAUUUUGAAUAAAGGCACACCUCAUUUCAAAUGAUUUUGGUCAGACUGCAAACAUAAAAUAAAACUAUACUUGUAGCAAUCAAGUUUAAUGGCAUUCACUUCUGAAGAACAUGCUCAUACACUGUACAUAAUGAAAAACAUAUAUGUAAGUAUUCAUGAAUUGUGUUGUGUUAUGAAGGAAUGUCUUAAAAGAUUUCUUAAAUGUUUUACGGAGGAUCUCUUGUAAAGUCAAUUACGAGGAGCAGUGAGCUGUUUGAAACUUUGCGCCUUUAUAUCAAUUUAAACGACAAUUACCAAGCACAAUAUUGUCGCUUAUAUGCGCCAUAUGUACUUUUUUGCCUACCUAGAAACUGUGAAAUUAAAGUAUUGAAGGCACCGAACGAUAUACUUCGAGAUAAAAACUUGUGAACAUAUAUUCGCCAAAUUUUGAGAUGAACGAAUUCGAGAUACCGAGUUUCAACUGUAUGUACAUAUUUUACUUUACUUAAAAUGCGUUUGUGUAUUGACAUAAGUGAUACGUGAUUUCUGAAGAAAACGGCCGGAUUCGAAUUAAAAAAAACAUCUAUGGUCUGAGUGAAACGAAGUGUUCCGUCAAUUGUUACCUCUUAAAAACGUUAGACACUGUAGAUGAAAGCAGUGUAGUAUAAACACUGUAGCCGUGUAGUUGCAAAUGUAUAACUUUGUCCUGGUAAUGUUUGUUAAAAAAAAAAAAAAAAAAAAAACGCAAUGAAGUUUUGAGAAAUCUAUUUUCCUUCGAUAAAAAUGUUAUUAUUAUUACUAAUUAUAAUAACUGCUAUACAAUUAUGCUUUGUAUAAAACACUGGGAUAGACAUUGGUUGUCGAACGAAAGACAAAUGUUCUAUAGAAUGGUCAGUGUGGAUUAUCACCAGAUUCAUAAGCACAUCCAACAACUAUUAGUAAAUUUAUAAAAAACUUGACAAAAAUAUAUAUUUUUUCAUAUUUGCACUAUUUCUAUUGUCGCUGUACAUAGUGACCUAACAAUAACCUACAGAAUAUAACGUUGUUUCUUUUAUAUAAAGAAGUAUAGUCAGAUGUGUAGAUUAUUCCAAAAGUUGUUUGCAAGAAUGAAAAAAAAAAAACAAAAACACUUUUGUGCGAUGUAAGCAAAACAGAGUUAUAUUGUUUUAUUGUUAUUUUGUUUAAAUUAAGAAGUAUGUUUCAUUUAUGAAAUUUGACUCUUCAUUUUUUUAGAUAUGAGAAAAAUCUUUAUUGAAACGAUAAUGUAUCAAACAUAUUAAUGGGAAUAAAA
Molecule: messenger RNA, 3984 nt
Organism: Mercenaria mercenaria
Lineage: Eukaryota; Metazoa; Mollusca; Bivalvia; Venerida; Veneridae
Exons: 12
Coding region: 949-1782 (277 amino acids)
Source: RefSeq, a predicted model, not a curated record